Messenger RNA from Myripristis murdjan (pinecone soldierfish), 1606 nucleotides. RefSeq names its product solute carrier family 25 member 14 (gene slc25a14). The transcript has 9 exons. Gene Ontology annotation, biological process: transmembrane transport. Bases 178 to 1038 code for a protein of 286 amino acids. Lineage: Eukaryota; Metazoa; Chordata; Actinopteri; Holocentriformes; Holocentridae. The record is from RefSeq and is a predicted model, not a curated record.
CUUGACACCGGUUGCAAUGGGAAGCUAACGGCCGGAGAGAAGUUUUCGGGUUUCACUUCGUCAAAGUUAGCCCACAUUAGCGGACAAGUCAUGGAAAUUAUAGUUAAAUAACAAGACGCAUCUUUUACCGACAGCACAGCAGGGCUGCAGCAGGUAGAGGCGGCCGCAGCCACGGAGAUGGCCAACUUCAAUUGGAAACCGUUCAUCUACGGAGGGAUGGCCUCGAUUGUCGCAGAAUUUGGGACGUUUCCCAUCGACCUGACUAAGACCCGGUUGCAGGUCCAGGGUCAGUCCCAGUACAUGGAGGUGCGCUACAGGGGCAUGUUUCAUGCGCUCUUCAGGAUUGGCAAGGAGGAAGGCGUCCGGGCACUCUACUCUGGGAUUUCCCCAGCCCUCUUGAGGCAAGCAUCAUAUGGGACAAUCAAGAUAGGAACCUACAACACCCUGAAGAGGCUGUUUGUCAGUCGUCCAGAAGAUGAGACCAUGGUCAUCAACGUCUUCUGUGGAGUUGUAUCUGGAGUCCUGUCCUCCUCUCUGGCCAACCCUACUGAUGUCCUCAAGAUCAGGAUGCAGGCCCAGGGUAGCCUACUGCAAGGAAGCAUGAUGUCCAACUUCAUCAACAUCUACCAGACAGAGGGAACCAGGGGACUGUGGAGAGGCGUCAUCCCCACAGCACAGCGAGCAGCCAUUGUUGUCGGCGUUGAACUUCCUGUCUAUGACAUCACAAAGAAGCACCUCAUUCGCUCAGGCCUCAUGGGAGACACCAUUUUGGCACAUUUUAUUUCAAGUUUCACGUGUGGCCUGGCUGGGGCACUGGCCUCCAACCCUGUAGAUGUUGUUAGGACCCGGAUGAUGAACCAGCGAGUUCUGUCAGGGAGUCCCAUCUACAAAGGAACUCUGGAUGGAGUGAUGCAGACAUGGAGGAACGAGGGGUUCUUCGCCCUAUAUAAGGGAUUUUGGCCGAACUGGCUGAGACUGGGGCCUUGGAACAUCAUUUUCUUCAUCACCUUCGAGCAGCUGAAGAAGCUUCCAUUUUAGUGCGAGCAGGAAGCAGGACACUCCGUCGGUCUACUAGACUGUGUGUGUGUGUGUGUUGGGCAGAGGUGGAGGGAGGGCAGACACAGUAGCACCCCUGCUUUUUGUCCCUGUUACAUUCAUAAUCCUUCUGCACAAUGAGUCUGCUUACUCAUCCAGAUCAUCUGUUCACUUCAUCUGGAUUUAUUUUAUUAUAUCAUUAUUGGUUCUGUUUUUUGCAUUAUUUUGAGGAGUGUUGCUUUGAUUGCUCUCACCCUCAACCACCUUUUGACACCAUAGGCAGCUAAAUGUUUGAUUGUAGCAGAAGAUGGAAUCUUGAGUUUUGGCCAGAGUUAGAUAAUUGUCACUGUCAUAUGAGCUGAUGAGGAAAAAGGGACAUAGUGCUUUGGAGUUGAUGAGAAGAAUCUUAUGACUUUUUUCCCCAAGAGAAAUAGAAAAGGCUUAGGACUGUAAACUCGAGGCUCAUAUGGAUGUUUGGAAAUAUUUUAAAACAUAAUUUGAUCAUUAUCAAGUGCUGAAAAGCCUGGAAAUUGUGUAGUUCAGAAAAUAUGGGGAUAAGUUUAAAAAACAA